AAGAAAAGUGAUAGCGGAAGAGAACGAUGAUUACGAUCAGAGGCCACCCCUCGACGACCGCCGGCGGAGGCCUGCUGCUGCUGAUGUUCUACGGGAUUGCGGCCCUGUCGGAUUUACUCUAAAACAUUCUACGAAUAUCAACAAAAAACACUCGUACUAGAGACGAUAGCAGUCCUGAAUGAUGGAACGGCCCCACAUCGCGAGUCUCUCCCAUUCUCGCCUUGAGUGAAAACACAAAGGACGAUGCAGUGCAGAGAGUGAACGAGGGUGGGAAAAGUUAUCACAACAAAGAUCCGACUCAGAACAUGACGACAAAAGCCGGAGGAAAGGACAGUGACGACGGUGGUGCCGCAGAGAGGAGGAAAACUAAUAGCCUCCGCCUGCGACUCGGAGACGGAUGAAAAUCAGUGCCAGCAUAAACGCCUCAAUUGACCGUGGCAUAAUCGUUUUCCUUCGCUGACGUUGGUCGAGAGACCAGUCAGUGGUGUGGUCAAAUCCUGUGUGAAAGUGUGACUGACUGUGGUGUGGCUGUCCAACCAAGGGAAGGAGAAUGUGCGUCGUUUCCUAAAGCCAUUUAUAACUGGUACAACGAGAAACACAAAACAACUCAACGGAAGUAACAGUUAAUAGAGAUACCAAAAAGAAAAACUAUUCAAGGACAUUUGGACUAGCGAUGUGUACAUAAACAAAGAAAUCACGGCGAAGAGAACAAAGAAGUGAAAAAGUUCGCGAUUCAAGAUUGUAGAUUAAAACAAAUCGGAGUCACACGCCACGAAGCGGAAAAGGCUCGGAAAAGUUUCGCUUUGUUCUAUUCCGGGCCGCGGGACGACGUCGAAAAGCGGUCAAAAUUAAUCAGCAAAUGCACAGAAAAGAUUCAGUCGUGGCUGCCCGGUUCUGCGAAGGCGGCCAUCGCUGCCUGCCCCCUAAAGAAUGCUGUGCCCAGGGGUGUUGCUAUUUGUACGCACCACCAAGUGCCCCCCGGACGCCAACGCCCGCGACGGACCACGUGCUGAAUCUGUUCCUGUUCAACCAUUGGUACUUUUGGUGCUUUGUGUUGGCCAUCGUGCUGGCCCUGCUGUGCGCCUGUUCCCUGUGGAAGAAACGCCGCCAGCUGUGCGGUUGGGGUUCUCCGGGGCAUCACUCCCAGUCGGAGGGUGAUUCGGCGGGAUCGUGCUACGCCCCGCCCCAGUACAGCCGGUGCAACUCAUUCCACAUCCAUGCACCACCGCCUUAUACGGAGGUAACCUCCAAGCCGGACUUGUAUCCGCUGGUAUUCAGCUACACCGGAGACACCGGCAAGAGCGGGAACGGUGGAGGAGCCAACUAUUUGAUGGUGCAAUACUUCCGGAAUUACAUCGUCCGCCCGGUAGGAUCACUGUCGGGGACCAGCACGGUUGACUCCCUCAGUUCCAGCUUCAUAUGCACGGCGAACGAGGCCAAUACGCUGAUUCCGCCACCCUACUCCAGGGCGGCAAGCCCUGACUUGUCGACGACGACGCGAAACUACCUGGGAAUGCCCAGGUCUGCCUCGCAGCAAGCCUGCACCUUGGAGGGCAUGGGUUCCAGCCACCGACCGAAUUCGGUUCCGAAUUCCAACUACUACGGGGUGGUUGGUGGAUUCAUCGGCGCCCAGGGAUUGAUGCUCCGGUCGUCGGAAAGUGCCCAAUUCAACAACCAUAAUGGCAAUCGCGGUACUGUUAGCGUAGAAGGUCGAAGUGGAGGUGAUGUGAGUGAUCAGUCCGGCAGUUCAGCGCCCAUCUCCGGAUCUCAAAGUGACCACUACCGGUUCAGUGUACAUAACAGCACCAACAACAAUAACAGCAUUGCUAGCGAAGCCUCCAACCCUAUAGGACUGAUCUACUCGCAGCAUCACGCGCCUUCCACAGUGCAAUCCAGUCGGAACGGUUCCUUGGAAGGCAGCAUCGAUGCCGUGGGGCAGCAAGCUCCCAGCGAGCACUCCCACAGUAUCAAUAGCAACAACAACGCAGCUGGCAACGCUGUCAACAUUAGCACAACCUCGCAUAGAAACAGUUUGACCAACGCCAAUAUCUACAGCUCGUGCGGUUCGAUCGGGGGUAUCUCCAUCACAAUCCCGGCAAACUCCGAAAGCGAAUUCCAGGACCUGAACGCGCUGCGGCGCAGUCUGGAAACCUGCUGUCAAAUCCUCCAACAGCAGCAGAAGCAAGCGCAGUUUCACGCACACCAGCAGCCUUCUUCCGGUUUCACAGCAAACAGCGAAGACUCUCCGAUCAACAUCGAACUAGCGAAAAAAUUCGAAGGCCUUCGCAGUUCCUACAUUGGGUCGAAUACCGGCUCGAACGUGUCAAGUUUGGCGAAUCUGGGAACCCCCGACUCACCGCCCCGGGCAACCAGCCCCACGCUCGAGGUCCGAGAGCUGCUGGAGCAGAUCCGACAGCUGCAGAACAUCAGCGCCACCAACAGCACCAGCGAAGGUAUCAUCAUUAUAAACCCGCAGGUUUCGUCAACGGGAACCGGCGUCGGUGCCUCGAGCAACUCCAUCAACAACAACAGCAGCAAUCCCAGCAGCGUAGCCACGGCUCCGCCAACAACUUCACACUUGAGACGCCCUUCCUCCCUCAUCAGUAAGAAAAAGUUCUUCUCGAAAGUGCCCUCGCAAGGAUCGGCCCUUGGCUCCGGCGGUCGCAAAGCAAUGUACAUCCCUAUUGUGACGAAUCAGAACUGCGGUGCUGCGGCGCCAUCAUCCGCCGCCGGUCAUCAUCGCUCGCUGAGGAGCCCUUCGGCAAUGGCCAGUGCUGCGGCAGCUGGGCUGUUGGGCCGAGGGCGAAACCGAUGCAGCAGCUGGAUGUCCAAAUCGGCACCGACGACUCCGGGAACCGGUUUGCCCCCGGGUGGCAGCGGUGGUGCCAGCUCGGGAAUCGGAACCAUGAUUGGGGACCACAGCCCUCUGCUGUUGAACGAGCAGGACGAAGAAGGUGAACAGAAUGUGUAGAAGUGGCGGUAGUGGAUGUUUUUUCGGAGAUCUUUUUGGUGUGUGUUACAAAUGAGUAUCGUUAGAUAAUGAUUAGCAUAAGGAGGAACUUGAGUUGGAGGGCUUUAUGUUUUAGAAUGUAGAUUAAUUGUUUGGACAAUCAUUAUGUUGGAUAGUACUGGGAUAUCGGAGGCUAUUUGACUGCUAGUAAAUUAAAUAAUUUGUUUAUAAAAUCGUUAAAUCUAAAUCUUUUUAGGUACGGGUACAACAGGUACAACUACUCGAUUCUGAGUGCAAAUUUGAUGGGUUCCAGGAUGUGAGCAUUCGAGGCGUAUUUAACUUACUUGUUCUAAAAUCUUACUUUGUAAGUACUCGUCAGGUUCCAAAGCAUUCCCUUGUCAACAAUCCGGACGAAUUCUUGUCAGGAUUUGAUGCGAAUCCUUGUCUGGAUUGCUUGUCAAUAUUUCAAGCGAAUGGUUACCAGGAUUCGAGGCGAACCCUU
Messenger RNA from Armigeres subalbatus, 3452 nucleotides. RefSeq lists its product as uncharacterized. Gene Ontology annotation, cellular component: cytoplasmic vesicle membrane. The transcript has 4 exons. The coding region runs from base 860 to 2971 and encodes 703 amino acids. The record is from RefSeq and is a predicted model, not a curated record. Lineage: Eukaryota; Metazoa; Arthropoda; Insecta; Diptera; Culicidae.